Daphnia magna is the source of this 926-nucleotide messenger RNA. RefSeq lists its product as uncharacterized. The record is from RefSeq and is a predicted model, not a curated record. The coding region runs from base 248 to 847 and encodes 199 amino acids. The transcript has 5 exons. NCBI's taxonomy places the organism in Eukaryota, Metazoa, Arthropoda, Branchiopoda, Diplostraca, Daphniidae.
CCACCCCCUCUAUGACUCUGCUAUUAUAAUCGACCGCUGUAGUGUUGGUGUGGAAGGGAGUUAUAAGGUUUUUGUUUGUUUUUGACCGCUGUAGUGUUGGUGUGGAAGGGAGUUAUAAGGUUUUUUGUUUUGUUUUUUCGUUUUAGCCUCAGGUUGUUGUGAAGGUAUCGAACAAGUAACCUUUGGAUCUCAUGCUGUUUGGUCACUUACCUUGUAGCUGCCAAACCGAGUCUCAUUGUUAUUAGAAAUGGAAGAUUCUCGUAGAAAAGUCAUGGGUUCCGUGUGGAAGAAGAAGAAGAAGUUUUUGACGGGGAAAUCUACCAGAAACACUCGUAUCGAAAGGAUGUUGGUUGAUGUGAAAAAGGAUGCCACUCAUCCUGUUAAGUUACUCUUUCAUGAACUUCAGAGCUCUGGUUUGUUGGACGUAGGCGAUGAAACAGACAUUUAUUGUCUCCAAGUCGUCUUUAUUCCUCUGCUGCAGGUCAUUUUAAAUGAGAUGAUGGUGGCUUGGAAUUGCCAUUCAAUGCGAACAGCAAAAGGGACUUCCCCCAAUAAGCAAUUUCUCCAAAGUCUCUUUAAAUUACAGCAGCAAGGAAGAGAAUUUACGGAACUCAAACAGGACAUUGAAAUGCCCAUUGGUUUUGUCGUGGAAGACGUUCUAAGGGAAAACCAAGUUCAUGUUCCAGAGAUUGACAUUCCGGAAUUGAGUGAUGCACAGAGGGAAAGGAUUUAUAGGCGUUACAGUGUGCCUAGUGACAGCACAUCAAAUCGUCUUGAAAUAGCAAGGACAAAUUACUUGCGUGCUCGCCGAUUCAUUCGUUUUUGUUUGGCUGCUGAGGGAAAUUGAAGGGUUCAAAAUAGCUGUACAACUCUUGUUCCGAAAUAACAGAUUGUCUAUCCAGGCAAUAAACCCUCAAAUAAUAGGA